Molecule: messenger RNA, 944 nt
Organism: Vigna umbellata (rice bean)
Lineage: Eukaryota; Viridiplantae; Streptophyta; Magnoliopsida; Fabales; Fabaceae
Product: putative carboxylesterase 17
Molecular function (GO): hydrolase activity
Source: RefSeq, a predicted model, not a curated record
UCAUCUCAGAUAAAAUGUCUAUAAUAGCAGAAGCACCUAAAUUUCUUCAAGUUUACUCAAAUGGUUCUGUGAAACGCUUCGACCCUGAAACUGCCUCAGCCUCCUUAGAAUCAACCAAUGGGUACAAAUCAAAGGAUGUGAUCAUAGACUCAUCAAAAGGUAUCACAGGAAGAAUCUUCCUUCCAAGCUUUCCAACUUCCUCAAAGAAGCUUCCUCUCUUGGUUUAUUUCCAUGGUGGUGGCUUCUGCAUUGGAUCCACCGCAUGGCUUGGCUACCACACUUUUCUUGGUGACUUCUGUGUCACAUCUCAGUCCAUUAUCCUUUCUGUUGACUAUCGUUUGGCUCCAGAACACCGUCUCCCUAUUGCCUAUGAAGAUUGCUACGCCUCACUUCAAUGGCUGAGUGAACAAGUUGGUUCUGAAUCUUUGCUUCAACAAGCUGACACAACUAGGGUUUUUCUCUCAGGAGAUAGUGCAGGAGGUAACAUUGCACAUCAUGUUGCAGUGAAGGCAAUUCAAAGCCCUGCAUGCCCUUUGAGAAUCACUGGGUUGAUGCCAAUACAUCCCUAUUUUGGAAGUGAGAAAAGGACCGUGAAAGAGAUGGUUGAUGAAAGCAAAGAGGAUGUAACCAUGAAUGAUAUGUUUUGGAGGCUGAGUAUACCAGAAGGCUCAAACCGUGACUACUAUGGUUGUAACUUUGAAAAACAUGACCUAGGUAACACUGUUUGGCUUAAAUUUCCACCAACUGAGGUUUAUGUUGCUGGUGAAGAUUUUCUGAAGGAAAGAGGAGUGAUGUAUGUGGAGUUUCUAAAGAACAAAGGAGUGAAAAAAGUGACACUUGUGGAGGCAAAGGAAGAGUCUCAUGUAUUUCAUGUAUAUCAUCCUCAAUCUUCUGCAGCUCGUUUACUGCAAACUCAAAUGACUAGAUUCAUAGAAAAAUAUUAG